CGCGGAGCGGCACCGCCCUGCCCGGCUUUGGUUCGGGCUGCUGCGGCGGGAGGGAAGGUCGAUUCAGUCGUCCUACAAUUUGUUGCAUCAAAUCUUUAAUUAAACCAAACAGAGCAAAACACAACGCGAUGCAAGAGACCCUUCCGGAAUACGGAAUUGCAGAUGCAAAGGGCAGGCGGCGGGACAGGGCUGAGAGCGCGGCGGGACAGGGCUGAGAGCGCUGCGGGCACGAGGGACGACGCUGGGGCAAACUGAGUUAUCGCUGUGCACCGCACGGAGGAGCGCAGCUCCUGACUGAAUCAGAAGGCACCGAACCGCCCGCCCGACACGCGCCCAGCACAGCCCCAGCCAGCUGCCAGCUGCCGGUAGCCCCUCGCGCUCCGCACGCUGGGGCGCGGACCUUUCCUGCCCCUCUAUAGAUCAACCAAUAGCGACAUCCCCCCGUGGGGGCGGGCUCGAAAAGCCGCGAGCUUAUUGCCUAUCGGAAACGUCAAUCCCGCCCCUUCCCGGCUCCCGGUUGCCAUGACAACCGCACGCCGCGCAGGCUCAGUUCCUUCAAGAUCUGCACGUGCGGAUUAAGUUACGCUCACGUGCAGAGCGGAUGGGGCAGUUGCCAAAGCUUCAGCCCAGGUUCACAGAAUGAAGCUGCUCUGAAGUACGUACAACCAUUCGUUGCAGUACAGACCUGAGAAGUGGUGGCAAGAGGAAGAUAGAUCGCUGUGCAGCUCAUGUUUUAAAGUUCUCAUCAGGUGCCAGCCUCCUGCAGGAAGCACCUUGAGAAUCUGAAAACAUGCCAAAAAAUCUCAGAUCUGGCAAGACCACCUUGAAAAGUCCAAAACCCUCAGCAAAGAAACAGAGAGGUGGAGAAGCCAAGCAAGCCUCAAAAGGAAAACAGAAACAACCUGAGAAAAAAGAUGAAGCUGAUCUUUCUAUGGUUGGCAUAGGCCACCCAGAAAUCUUUCCCUUAGUUUUCACUACAAGUACCCAAGAAAUUUUUAAUUGCCGAGUGGAUGAGGAUGUCACAGAAGAAAAUUGUUUCAAGCUUAUUAAAAAAGACGACAUCAUUCAGGACCUAAAAACAAGAGCUGCUAUUUCAGAUUUCCACCCUGUCAAAAACAUUGUCCUGGAAUACCCAGGGGAAGAACUUCUGAUAGUUUUUGAUGCAAAUUUCCAGUAUGGACAGAACUUUUAUCUUGUUGCUUCUGAGGAAGCGAAAGAAAACUUUCUGAAGCCUCCAGAAACCGCAGAAGAAAUUGUCAGUGAAGAAGAGAAAGAGGAAACUCCAGAAGUCUGUGCUUAUAAGCGUCCUGUCUCCAAGCCAUGGGUUUCUCUUGGCAGUGAAAAGGAAGUUGAAGAAGAAUCCGUUAAAGAGCGUGUUAAAAAGAUUAAGUACAUGUUUUCUCGAGGACACAGGAAGUUUGGUGCACCAAUUAGAUUUACUGACAGGAACGCUUCACACGUAAAAGACAGUUAUGUUGAAUGUACUUCCUACCAAGACCAAUCUUUCAGUAUAAAAGUGCUUGAAAAACAUGUGGCUGCACAAAUGGUUCCCAAAGUAAGAGAAUCUAGUACUCAGACACAAUGGACCUAUCCAAAAAAUGCAGCCACACAGUAUUUUCCUAGACAGCUGUCAAAUGAAGAGAAAGAAGAGAUUCUGUCAUCUGAGAAGCUGAAACAAUUUCUCACAUCAGCAUGUUUAAGAAUGGAAAUUGCACUGCAGCAAAAUGAAAUUAUGAAUGCUUUUUCUGAUGACUGGAAAGCCCUGGGAGACGACAUGAGUGGCAAGUCAGACAUUUGUUUUAAAGCGUACCAAACAUUUACAGAUCUACACUAUCUCAAGGACAAAAGCAUUAGCUGCAUUUGUUGGCAUCCAACCAUCUAUGGGAUUAUAGCAGAGUCAGCAAUAAAACGUCCCUCCAAAGAAGAGAGAACUAAGCUGCUGCAUGACUCAGUAAUUAUUUUCUGGAGCUUUUUUGAUCCUAUCCACCCUCAGUUAAUAUUAGAGUGUCUUGAUGACAUUUACUGCUUUCAGUUCAGCCCAACUGAUCCAAAUAUUAUAGCUGGUGGCUGCUUCAGUGGACAGGUUGUACUCUGGGAUAUUUCUCAAUAUGAAGAAAAACUGCAAAAUGCUAAAAGCGUUGCUGUUGGAAUGAAAAAGACGGUUGUUAAUAUGAAUAAUGUUUCUGUUCUAAGUCUACUGGAGAAUGAUGAUAUGUCUGAGCUGUUAUUUAUGGAGGAUGAUGAGAGUGAUAAAGGGCAAAUUUCAGUGAGACAUUGCACAUCCUCCUCCAUACACCAAAGCCAUGAAAAAAGGAUAACAGAUAUACAUUGGCUGCCAGAUUAUUUUGAGAUCAACCGAGUGGGUGAGACUUUUGAAAACAGAGCUGGAAUUUGCGUGCAGCUUGUAACCUGCUCCCCUGAUAGCUUAAUAUUAUUUUGGGAUAUUCGAGACACCAAACUUCCCACCAAGCAUUCAUCUGAGAAAGUAAAAGAAGAAAACAGUUUCAAUAUGCUCCCUGAAGUUUCAGAUACCUCUAAUGAUCCAGAUCUCAUCUGGAAACCUCUCAUGAAGAUAAGCUUGUGCGACAACGAAGAAGAAAACAAUGUGAAAUGCAGUCUCACCAAAAUUAGUCUACAGGAACAGCAUUAUCAUUACAAAAUCACAGAUAAGGAGCAAUCUCCGCACAAGUCGCAAGUGCAUGUCAAAGAAAGCCCACGUGCACAGAUGAGCAUUUCUUCAAAUAAAACUCUGAAUGUGCUGGAGAAUAUCUCCAAUACCUUCUUUGUUGGAACUGAAGAUGGAGAAAUUAUUUAUUCUGACUGGGAAAUGAAGACCAGUAGUAACGAGGAAAAAAUAGCUAGUAAGAAGUACUCCAUCCACAAAGAAGCUGUGAACACUGUACAGAGAUCUCCAUUUUUUAAAGACAUCGUUCUCAGUGUUGGAGGCUGGAAUUUUGCCAUUUGGAAAGAAGGUGUUACAAAUGGACCAAUCCUCCAGUCAAACUGCACAGCGCAAAGAUACACUGCAGGACAUUGGUCCUUAACGAGGCCAGGAGUUUUCUACAUUGCCACAGAUGAUGGAAAUAUAGAUAUUUGGGACUUACUGAAGGAAACUCACAAGCCAUCUCAUAGCCAGAACAUCUCUAAAUCAAUGAUUACUUGCAUCAGCCCCCAGAUCGCCUCGCCAAAGCAGCAAUUUCUAGCUGUUUCUGAUGAUUCUGGAGUACUGCAUGUUUUAGAAAUCCGUCGAACAUUAUGCCACCCAUCCAACAACGAGCAGGCCAACAUACUCAAUUACUUUGAGAAAAGGGUCCAGUGCCUGAAAAAUCACAAAAAAGACCAAGAGUUUGAAACCAAAGAGAAUGCAAAUGGAGCUGGAGACAGAGAUGGAACAAACAAUUAAUGCCUUCCAGUUUCUCCUGACAGCUUUAUCAAGAACCUGGAAAUGAGGUAAAAUGGGCCCUCGCUGUCAGGCCUCUUGUUGCAGAUUUGUCUGUCUAAGCUCAAGGCCAAUGCUGAUAUGCAGCCAUAUAAUCUUUUACAAAGAUUAUAGGCUCAGCAAGAAAUGAGAAAAGCCUGUACGUGGGUGGAACUGGAUGCCUUUCACCUUCAAGCAACAGAAGAAGAAGAACUUGGUGUAAAAUUCUGGUACAAAGCUUAAGAUGUCAAAUACAUGCUUACCUUUUUCUAAAUA
Meleagris gallopavo (turkey) is the source of this 3694-nucleotide messenger RNA. The record is from RefSeq and is a predicted model, not a curated record. NCBI's taxonomy places the organism in Eukaryota, Metazoa, Chordata, Aves, Galliformes, Phasianidae.